AUGGGAGAAGAGAAGGUGAAAAAGAAGAAAGGGAGAGAGACAAUGAACGAGAGAGAGAGGAGAGAAAAACACAGAGCAAGAGAAAAGAACAUUUAUAUAAUCUCUUGUUUCAGAAGACAGAAGAGAAGAAGGGAUAAAGAAAGCCAUGUGGCAAACACAAGUCACUCUCGAGAAGUGGAACAGCAUCACCAGGAGUGGAAAGAGUCAAACGAUUAUUUCCACGGCAUCAAAGACAGGGAUAGGGAAAAGGCCAGGGAGAGGGAAGAGAGAGAUAGACGGCGUGAAAAAAGGCACAAGGAGGCUUCAGACUCCAAGAGGAGUGACAGAGAGUGGAAACAUAAGGAUUCAUCAGGCCAUGACCUGAAUGAAAGGAUAAAUAGAGACAAAGAGGUGGAGAAUGAAGAAACUGAAGAGGACAAACAAUCAAGCAAAGAUGAUCAUAAUGAUUAUGAGGAGGAUUUUGAGGAUUAUGAAGAAGACUUUGAGGAUAUUGGUGAAGAGGAGGAUGAUAAUGAGGAGGAGAACGAGGAACAUGACAAAAAAGUGAGAGAAGACAAGAGGGAGUUGAGUCCCAAGAGAAGAGAAGAGAUUGAAGCCAUUGAUGAGGAAAAUAAGAGAAUCUACUCUGCAAGAUCAAAGCCCACAACCAUAGAGUCAGCUGUCACCCAGAGAGAAAAGCAUUCUAACAGAAGUCGAACUCGUGGCAAAAUUAUUCAUUUUGUAUAAGCAAAGCAGCGAGAGGUCAGCCAGAAAGUGGCCAAGAAACAGAAGCAACGCAGUGAAGAACUUCUGCGUCUGAUUGAUUUAGACUUCUCCAUCACCUUCUCUCUGCUGGACCUCGCUCCUGUCAUUGAGUAUGACAUGUACAUCAAGAAUUUUGGAACAGCCAAUACAAAACAGGCUUAUGUGCAGUGCAAUGAAGACAACGCUGAUAGAGAUAUACAAACAGAAAAAGUAGAUUUGACAGACAAAUGGACACAACAUCCACCAGAAGCAAAUGCAGCAUGUGGAGGAUCUAAGGCAUCUCAAGACACUACAGAUAAAUCCACUUCAAGAAUAACUACUGAUUCUCAACGUCUGACUACAUUUAUACGCUCUGCUGCACAGGUAAUGGCUGUUCUGAUAGAGGAGAAUAUGGCAGAGAGUAAUUCAAUCAGAAGGCUUCACUCUCAAACAGACGCGCUGUCCUUUUGUGAAGGCUGCAUUCAACUCAAUACCAAACUCCCCUUUCUGCAUGGUCGGCAGGUGAGUCUGCUGCAGUUCUCUCACGUCCAGAGACAGACUCUUCUGUCUGUUCAUCCUCCUUCCUUCAAAAGCAGUGCUGUACGGCUUGACUGUGAGACAAUCAUCUGUGUUUGGAACAUCUGGGAACCAUCCAGACCCCAAAAAAUUUGUCUUCGUGAAUCUGAGGUGAGGUGUUGCUGUUUCAGUCCUGGUAAAGUUACACUAGUGUUUCAAGUGAAACAUUCUGGUACUCACUUGAACUUGGUGGUUAGCAAGGAGGUGUGGACACUACGCUACCCAACCUUCUCAACAGAUGCUGUGCUUUCAGAGGGGUGUCCCAUGGUGUCCAUUGAACCUGUACUGGCGACUGCUGAUACAAGUUCAAAGAGUACACUAUCUGCAGACAUAGAUGAGUCUCUGGGACUGUCAUUCCAAUUAGGAUCUCUGGAUGAAAAUGGAGUGUUAACUCUCUGGGUUGUGGUUGAGCUGCCCAAAGGAAAUUAUUCUGGUUCUCAAACAGACCUAGGUCUUAGGCCAGGUGGUAAAGUUAAACUACACCACAGCUCCUCUCUACAGACCACUGAGAAACCUUCUCAAGAUAUUAUAAUGGGAUUUGGACCUCCUGUGAGCUUUCAGUUAAAGUUCCUCCUGUCUGACUCAAACCAUUACUUCAUUGGUACUAACAUGGGUUUGGUUAGACAUGGUACUAGGCACAGCCUAAAAGUUCUUCCAAAGUUCUACAGAUCACAGUUUGAUAGCUGUAGUCCGGUGGAUGUCACAGCACUUGACUUCAGUCCUUCCGAAAAUCCCUUGUUCUUGGUUGGCUGCAGUGAUGGAACAGUCCGAUUGCACUCUGUCCUGAGAGAAGAUUCGUUGAUGGAAUGGUCUGGAUGUUCCAGUGGCGCUUCCAUUCUGUCAGUGCAGUGGUCUCAGACACGGCCAGCUGUGUUCUGUGUUCUGGAUGCUGCCUCUGAUCUUCACAUCUGGGACCUGACUGUGAAGGAUUAUGUGCCAGCUGUCACUGAGAAUAUACACAAAGACCGGGUGAUAACCAUGGCAGUGUUUGGUGAGCCAGCCAAACAGAACACAUUUUCUGGCAUUGCGCACGCCAAGCAGUCCGGCAAGGUGGAGAUUCAGUAUUUUAAGGAGCACCUAUGACAAAGAAAAACUUCAGUCUUUUUUGCACAAUGCUUUUUUGAUAUGAGAUGGAUUCUCAUCCAAAUCAAGCAAAGGUCUAUCUGAGCCCAGAUUCAAAUGAAUUUCCAGUUAAAUCCAUAAUAUGCAAAUGACAGUGGAAAACACAAAAGAGACAUUAGAGAAAGUCAUGCAUAGUAUGGGCAGACCUAGUGAAUUAUAUUUCCUUGUUACAGGUACCCA
Molecule: messenger RNA, 2601 nt
Organism: Sinocyclocheilus grahami
Lineage: Eukaryota; Metazoa; Chordata; Actinopteri; Cypriniformes; Cyprinidae
Product: WD repeat-containing protein 60-like
Biological process (GO): intraciliary transport
Cellular component (GO): cytoplasmic dynein complex
Molecular function (GO): dynein light chain binding; dynein heavy chain binding
Source: RefSeq, a predicted model, not a curated record